This is a messenger RNA of Parasteatoda tepidariorum (common house spider), 782 nucleotides long. Lineage: Eukaryota; Metazoa; Arthropoda; Arachnida; Araneae; Theridiidae. The record is from RefSeq and is a predicted model, not a curated record.
AUGUCCAGGGCACAAAGUCCUCCAAUUUCCCAAAACAAUUUAAUACCUCUUGGGGUAUUUGACCAAGAAAACGUUUCAGAUUUGCAAGUGGCUAACCUCCGAUCUCACAUCGGUCUUGUAUCACAAGAACCUGUCUUAUUCAGUUAUAGUAUAGCUGAAAACAUAGCAUACGGGGACAAUUCUAGAACAGUUGAAAUGCAAGAAAUUAUAGAAGCAGCACGCCAAGCCAAUAUACAUGCCUUUAUUUCUUCAUUACCUCAGGGAUACGACACUCCAGUUGGUGACAAAGGCACGCAAUUAAGUGGCGGCCAAAAGCAGAGAGUGGCUAUUGCUCGAGCCCUGUUAAGAAAUCCCAAAAUAUUACUUCUUGACGAAGCAACCUCUGCCCUCGAUGCAGAAAGUGAAAAGGUUGUGCAAGAAGCAUUAGACAAAGCAAGUAGUGGACGUACGUGCCUUAUUAUAGCUCAUAGACUCUCUACAAUUCAAAAUGCAGACACAAUAGCUGUAAUUUACAAAGGGAAAAUUGUAGAGAGAGGUACCCACCAAGAACUUCUAAAUUUAAAAGGACAUUAUUACAAUCUUUAUAAUGUUCAGACUAAUAUGACAUAGCUGGAGUUAACAAAAUACUCCUCACAUUGUGAUUUAAACUCAGGUCCUUUAUUUCAUCGAUGUCGAAUUUUUAACAUUUGUAGUUUCUUUUAUAAGUAAUUAGUGCUGCUUUCUUAUUUAUUUAUUAUUUAUUUAUUAUAAUAUUUUUCGGGGAAAGAUCUAAUUUUAGUCUU